GUUGCGUGAGAUAGCAGCUCGUCAAGAUGCCAAAGAGAAGGAGAUCAAAGAGGCUCGCGCCAGACGCUUGUCUACAAGCAACCAGUCGCCAAACGAGCAAGAGGCUGCUGCCGAAAUCAUCCAACGCAAUUACCGUGGUUAUCGCGAGCGUAGAGAAAUGCGUGGCUUAGGCUUGUCUGCCUCUACAAGAUGGGUUGAUGCUGUCAAAGAAGGUAAAUGACCAUGGACUCACCCUACAAUACCUCACUGCUCAUGUCCGAGUAGCCCGUUACCGCAAUACCACCCAACCCAUGUCUCGCGACGAGCGGGUCCGACACGCAUCAACCCAUGUCUCAACUCCAGGCAACCCGGUGGCUCGCGAGAAAUGGAAGCGUGCAGGCGAUAUUGCAAAGCAUGCAGAGAACGACGAUACCAGUUCCGACGAAGACUUUGGAGACAUGGAUCCACAAGACCGCGAAGACUAUCUACGGCGCAAAAGAGAGGCCAAGGCCGAACGAGAAAAGAUGGCCAGGACUAUGGGUAUAGAAUACUUUCUUGAGAUGGUAGGUGUGCAGGCUGUCCUGCCUUGUGCUCCGGCUUACAUGUCUGUAGGUCGACCAAAAGCACCGUUAUGGCUCUUCGCUUCGCAAGUACCAUAAAGUAUGGCAGGAGAGCGACACGAAAGAGAACUUCUUCUACUGGCUGGACUUUGGCGGAGGCAAAGACGUCGACCUUCCAGAACGUCCGAGAACACGCCUGGACGAGGAGAGAGUCC
Messenger RNA from Aureobasidium subglaciale EXF-2481, 754 nucleotides. RefSeq lists its product as uncharacterized. The transcript is spliced from 3 exons. NCBI's taxonomy places the organism in Eukaryota, Fungi, Ascomycota, Dothideomycetes, Dothideales, Saccotheciaceae. The record is from RefSeq and is a predicted model, not a curated record. The coding region runs from base 198 to 638 and encodes 146 amino acids.